CCAUCUCCAAUGAAUCAAAAAGUAGGAAGUCUAACAGCAUUUUCGCGUUAAACAGGCUAUAAGCAUGUGACAGUGCAUAUGCCUCUAUAUGGAUUUAUUGUGCUAGUGUUUAAAUUUUCAAUAUGAAGCGUGUUGGAUACUGGAUGAGUGAGAAGAAGAGCAAAAAGCUCAACUUCGAUGACCACAUUGAUCUGUUUAGAAACGCAGGCGUGGAGUUGCUAAAGAUUGAUCUUGAAAAACCUCUGGAAGAGCAGGGUCCAUUUGACAUGAUUCUGCACAAGUUUACGGACAUUCUGGUGAAAGCCCAGCAGGGAUAUAGUACAGAACAAAGGAUUAUACAUAGUAUAGAGGACUACAUAGAUAGCCACCCGGAUUGCAUAAUCGUUGACCCUCUGGACGGUAUCCGGAAACUGCUGGACCGCAAUGAACAGUACAAUCUUGUGCGAGACUGUAACAACAUCCAUACAGAGUCUCCAGUGUUCAUCCCGACAUUUGUGGACCUGACCAGUAAUGAUGUAAAUGAAAACCGACAGAAACUUCUAGAAGCCAAUGUCCAUUACCCCUUUGUAUGCAAACCUGUUGUUGCCCACGGCACACAAGAUUGUCAUAAGAUGUCUGUGAUUUUCAACGAGGAUGGCCUACAGAAUAUCAACCCCCCCUGUGUUGCCCAGACGUUCGUGAACCACAAUGCGACCUUGUACAAAAUCUUCAAGCUUGGUAGCAAGCAGUACAUCGGACAACGACCAUCGUUGAAGAACCUUUAUGCAGGAGACCAUCCCACAAUAUAUUUUGACACCCACGACGUAUGUAAGAGUGACUCGUCCCAUCACUUGACAGAGCUGGACCCUGCCGAUAUUGAGCGGUCUCCGUACAUUCCAGACGUAUCUCGACUGAACGCCCUCAGCGAGACGCUACGUGAGAAACUUGGAAUUGAUCUAUUUGGUGUUGACGUGAUCGUCGAGUGUGAAACAAAGCGAUAUGCAGUGAUUGAUAUCAACGUCUUUCCAAAUUAUGAUGAGGUGGAUAACUUCUUCGGAGACCUUCUGGACCAUUUGUUGUACUUGUUUAACAAACAGCAGGACAAACAUUCCACCAGCCAGCAGCAGACAACACCAGUUCAACAUGGCAUUCUAAAGCAGACUGGGCGCUCCAAUUCCCAGGAUUCUUGCUCAGAUGGGGUUGUCAGCAAGCGCUUGAAAACAGUGGACCAGUCUGAUCAUUGUGGCUGUGAUAGUCUGGUUUACUCUUCCAGACCCAGGUGUAGAAUUGAAUGUGAUUGUAGAAUGAGAACCAGCCUACAGGAAGUGAUUAUUCCAAAUGUGCAGAUGGAAAGAAAAAAUCAGAGAAAUUCGUCUGCUGGGAAAAAGACUUCUAAUAAUAUUUUAGAUGAGCUUUAGUUUUUAGAGUUAAAAUAAUAAAAUUCCUUGCAUAGAAAGUGAUUUCUCAUUUUAUAAGGUUUAUUAAAAAAAUGAUUUUAAUGUUUAUCUGCAUAAUCAGUAUUCAUAGAAAAGAUAAAACGUUUGAAAAAAAAAUACGCAAAUAAUCAAUAGUUUUGUUCAUUUUAUUAGGAUGUACGCUAUGUAACCACUUUUAAAAUGUCUGCUGUAUUUUUCAUACUUAUCAUUGACUUAUAUAUAAGCCAUUUUUAUAAAAAAAACUAUUUUAAUUGUGGCAUGCAUUAAUAACAUUUAUUUUAAUGUUAAAUACUUUAAAGAUCUUCCCAAUCAUUUUAUGCAAUAUUUAAGCUAUACCAAGUUAAUUUUUUCCCCUGAAUAUUUCAUUUUUCGACCAAUUUUUCAUUCUGUUGCUCAGAGACAAAAUUUUAAAAGAAACCUUAUGGAAUUCAUUUAUUUUAACUUAUUAGAUUUUUUUAACAAAAAAAUAACUAUAUGACUAUAUAUUUUUCAAAGAGGAAAAGUCAUGGUCUAACUUCUUGUCAUUGUCAGCUUGCAAAAUGUUGACCUUUGCCAUAAUUCAAAAAUAAUUGAAAAUAUUCAAAUGAAACUUGGUACAUAUGUUGACAGAGAGAAUACACACAUGUGUAGCUAGGCCAAUGACUCUUGACUCUAAAAAUGUUGAGUUAUGCCUCUUUUAGAAUGACCAAACAUGCGUUCUUGUUCGCUAUGUGGCACUCUGGUCCAUAUUGUAAUGGACGUUUGUCAAAUUUGAACAGUUAUUUUGUGGAAUUAUAAUUUAUAGAAAAUGUUACUUGGGAGUUCUUGUUAACCAUCAUUUCUUGAAUAGAAUAAUUAAACUUUCUUGAAACUUGUUUAAUUAUGCCAUGAUCUAUUUUCAAUAGAGUAUUGCCCCUUGUUGACUGAUGUUAGGUGUCAAACAAAAAAGCUCAUGUGUGUCUAGCAGCAUAAUGUUUUUGAUGUGUAUUUGUAUAAACUGGCAUUAUAUAGCUGAAAAAUCUAAAGCAGAUAUUAAAUAUUUUAAUGCUAAUCUUUGAUUUCUUAUAAGAAUUGUUACAUAAGCCUCGUACUACAAAAAUAAUUGGCCUAGUUUGAAAGUGACCUUUUUUGGUUUUGCAUGCAAAUUCGUGAGAUUUUUCAUUUGUUAUGAAUUUGAAUUUUAUGAAAUUCUAUGCAUUUUUGUAUAUUAUAUUAUUAUGUGUGUGAGGUGUAGCAUUGACUGCUGAUAUGACUAGAAUAUUAUAUUUUUGUAGUUGUAUAUAAUUCAUGAGUAUUUAACUUUAUAGAUUGUAUAUAUUUUGCCUCUUUUGUAAAGUUUUGGGUGCGCAUGAGAGAAUGAACUGUCUGUGAUUGUCUAACUUGGUUCAGAGAAAAAUGAUUUUAAAUAAAAAAGGAUAUCUGUUAUGUUUAAAUUUCCGUGCUGUUUCAUGAUUUUUCACCAGGUUACCUUACAUCGGGCCAGAGGUUUGGGAUCUUUUUCUGACCUAAAAUAUAUUUAUUAUUAAGAAUUAUAAGUCUUAAAUUUGAUUUUAUUAUUGUGAAUUAUACUUUGAUAAAGGACAACUUUUUUAUCAUUUGAUUAAAUCAGUACUUGACAUUUGAUUUUUUUUUUUUUUUAGUAAUACCAUUUUUGGACUUAUGAUGUAUUAUUACCUAACAAAGCUGUAAAUCUGGGAUCUCAGUAUAUUUACAGCAAAUUUAUCUUUUUUCAUCUUCAACUUAAGUCGCAUACAUUUAUAAAGGUAACUAUUUAUAUAGUAUUUUUUAAAGUUUUUUUGUUUCUUUUGUUUUAUUAGUUGACCCAAAUGAAUUCUUUCCACAUAUCUGUCUUUUCUAGUGAACUUUUUAUUUUAUUUUGUCUGGUAAUUGCUCAAUUCUAUAGUUUGUUCAUUGCUGGCAAAACAUUACUGAUUUCUUAUUGGCUCCCAAUUAUCAAUGAGCAGCAUGGCAAAAUAUUGGUAUAUCAAUUAAUUCAAUAAGAUGUUAUGUUGGUUCUACAAUGUAAAUCUCGAGAUCUACUUACAAAUACAUAUAGAUUUUUGUCUUUAAAAAAUCAGUCCAUCAGUUUGUUUUGAACAGUUUAUAUUUCCUCCAAAAAUCGAGAUAGGAAAACUACACAUGGAUUGUUUGAUUUGCUGAUUUGAUAAGACAGGCCUAAUUAGGUACAUGUAUACAAGAUAUCCACAUGCAUUGUGACACUGAAUUCUUUAUUAGUUGUUGUUGCAAUAGAAUCCUUUUAUAUAAUUGUAAGGAAUGAGUUUGUCUGUGAUCAUUUGAAAAUGAGUGAAACUUUUUUGUAAACAAACAGGACUUCUUUUUACAUGAAAAUCACAAGGCAUUCCAUUGUUUGAAACUAGUCUUACUCUUUAUUUUACCUCAUUUUGGUUAAAUUCAUAUUGAAUAACAGUAUAAAUUCAUUAAUGUUCUGGCCCUAUUCUUACAAGUAUCUUAAGCCCAACAGGUUAAAGUAUCAUAUUUCAUUUAGCCAGAUUACUUGCUUAAACUUCAUUUCAUAAUUAAAAACAUGGUGUUGUAAUGUCAUCUUUGAAACAGUUUCCUUUAAAAGUCUCAAUACUCUUUAAAAUUACAACUUAUACCAAAACAAAAGUUUUGAACUAAACUUAAUCCUGAAAUUAAGAUUUCUCAAGAAUUUGGGCCCUGCAUAGUAUUGGGAUCUUUUUUCUACAAAGAUAUCCAAAAAUAAUUAAAGCAAUGGGAAUGAAGCAAUGUGAAUAAAAUACUGUCAAAAUAUUUCAAUAUAAACAGAGAUCAUUCAUACAGAUGUGUACUAUCUUCGAAACCACCACCAUUCAUACAGGUGUGUAUGAUCAUCAUCACCAUUCAUACAGGUGUGUAUGAUCACCCCCACGAACAUUCAUACAGGUGUGUAUGAUCAUCAUCACCACCAACAUUCAUACAGGUGUGUAUGAUCAUCAUCACCACCAACAUUCAUACAUGAGUGUAUGAUCAUCCAAAACCACCACCAUUCAUACAGGUGUGUAUGAUCAUCAUCACCACCAACAUUCAUACAGGUGUGUAUGAUCGCCCCCACGAACAUUCAUACAGAUGUGUAUGAUCACCCCACGAACAUUUAUACAGGUGUGUAUGAUCAUCAUCACCACCAAUAUUCAUACAGGUGUGUAUGAUCGCCCCCACGAACAUUCAUACAGAUGUGUAUGAUCACCCCACGAACAUUUAUACAGGUGUGUAUGAUCAUCAUCACCACCAACAUUCAUACAGGUGUGUAUGAUCAUCCAAAACCACCAACAUUCAUACAGGUGUGUAUGAUCAUCACCACCACCAACGUUCAUACAGGUGUGUAUGAUCACCCCCACGAACAUUCAUACAGGUGUGUAUGAUCAUCAUCACCACCAACAUUCAUACAGGUGUGUAUGAUCAUCCAUAACCACCAACAUUCAUACAGGUGUGUAUGAUCAUCAUCCCCACCAACAUUCAUACAGGUGUGUAUGAUCAUCCAAAACCACCACCAUUUAUACAGGUGUGUAUGAUCAUCAUCACCACCAACAUUCAUACAGGUGUGUUUGAUUAUCAAAACCACAAACAUUCAUACAGGUGUGUAUGAUCAUCACCACCACCAACAUUCAUACAGGUGUGUAUGAUCAUCAUCAUCACCAACAUUCAUACAGGUGUGUAUGAUCAUCAAAACCACCAACAUUCAUACAGGUGUUGACAACCAUCAAAACCACCAACAUUCAUACAGGUGUGUAUGAUCAUCAUCAUCACCAUCACCAUUCAUACAGGUGUGUAUGAUCAUCACCACCACCAACAUUCAUACAGGUGUGUAUGAUCAUCAUCAUCACCAUCACCGUUCAUACAGGUUUGUAUGAUCAUCAAAACCACCAACAUUCAUACAGGUGUUGACAACCAUAAAAACCACCAACAUUCAUACAGGUGUGUAUGAUCAUCAUCAUCACCAUCACCGUUCAUACAGGUGUGUAUGAUUAUCAAAACCACCAACAUUCAUACAGGUGUUGACAACCAUCAAAACCACCAACAUUCAUACAGGUGUUGACAACCAUCAAAACCACCAACAUUCAUACAGGUGUUGACAACCAUCAAAACCACCAACAUUCAUACAGGUGUUGACAACCAUCAAAACCACCAACAUUCAUACAGGUGUUGACAACCAUCAAAAACACCAACAUUCAUACGCGUGUAUAUGAUCAUUAUGCAAUUUUUAACCACUGUAGAUUUUAUUGAGGGAUUAACAUGUGCAAAUUGAUGAGGUCAGUGUUUAAAGUAUAGCAAAAUAUUCACCUACAGAUGUUUGCAUUUGUAAACUGUGGUGUCUUUAGUUUGCCAUAUUGGGAAUUAAGAAUAAAACAUUGGGAUGUAAAAACCAACAAUAUUUAUAUCCUGAGUGGCAGCCUAACUGAUCCGUCCUGCUGUUAGAUUUGGAAUCACCAGAAAUGUCCCCUCAUCCCCAAGCUUACUUCUAAUUGGGAAAGACAUUGUUAAUUGUAUAUGCGAUGGUACAUUCAAGUUUUUCAAAACUAGUUGUAUUUGGAUUGCAAGAAAAGCUGAAGUUAUGACACAAAAUUAGCAACUUAUGAGAUUUAUUUCUAAUAAACUUUGCAGAGGCUUUAAGGCUUUUCCUAGAUAUUCACGUACAUGUAUUUCUAUGAAUGCAAAAAAAUUUGGUUCUUGUCAUCUUAAAUCAGUUCUUAUGCUCAAAUUAUUUCUGAUUGGAAAACAGAAAUCUUCCAGGAUACAUGCCAAACAAGCAAUAAGCAUCCUUCUACCUCAACAAAUGAUAAGCUAUGGGACCAAACAACUUUUUUUUGACUAGAUAUAUGCAAAUGUUUGAUGUUCCUUGAUUUGUGCAGGCUAAUACUGUAGAGUUACUUUAAAGUACCAUAUUUACAAGAUCAUCUUCUUGUACCAUAGGACAUUUGACAGGCAAAAUCUUGUUUUGUGCAGAGGCGAAUUGACGCUGGGAUUAAGUGAUAGAAAUUUAAGUAAAGUUUUCAGAAUUUAAUAACAUUAUCUGCCAUAACUCAGUUGGUAGCACAUACAAUAAUGUGUUCUACAUUCAACACUCAACAAAACAAGACAAUUCUGAUAAUUUCAUUUACUUAAAAAAGAUACAUUAAAACAAAUUUUUGUUAGUCAAUUCUCCCAGAGGGCUUGAGUAGUGACUUACAUAAAUGUGAAGCAUGGGCGCUGCCAAUGAUGAAGAUAAAGUGAAAAGCAAUGUUUAAAAGUGUUUCUUGAGUAAAAUUAUAAAUGUUUGCAUUCAUUCUUUUUCUGCUAGUCAUCUGCCUUGAUUGAUUGUGUUAAUUUCUAAAACCUUUUGAAAGUAUUGAAGUUGUAAACAUUUCUAGACACUAUGACUAAGUAUUAUUGUUUUACAUAAAUGAUGUUGAAUGAAAUAAAAUAAGUCAGCAAUAUCCAUAAAAAAUAAAUGACAUUACAUGGGUUUAUCCCAUUUCACUUCAUGCUCAUCAGGGCAAAUCAUAAAAACAAAAUAUAUAUCAUUCAUAAAUAAGCACUGAUUGACACUAAUACUUUGUUGUAUUGAAUCUAGAACCUUCUUCAGCUAUUGUGCAAAAAAAGUAUGACUCAUUGAGAAAUUGCAAGAAAUACUUCAUGUUGCCAGAUAUUGAACAAAUUUCAUUAUUAAUUUUGUUUGUUGUAUUUGGGCCGAGAAGAAUUUAGAGUGAGUGGGCAAAAUGAAAAUAAAUAAAUUUCUUUUGAAAAAGGAGAGGGUGAAGGUUAACCUAUUAUUUUCCUAUAUAAUUAUUAUUUAGAAUGAUAAUCCUGAACAAUAAUAACUUUGUUCUCCCUUUUAAGUAUUCAUUUUUCAUAGUCAAUGGUUUCAAUCUUCUCGACAUAGUAACUGACAUAUGACAAAGUGUUUUUGCAUGUUGCAACAUGGCUUCACAAUGAACCAUUUUUGGUAAACAGAAUUAUUACAAAAGAAAUGCUUUUUUUCUGAAAAACAACUGCGGUAAAUCUGACAAAUAAGACAUCACCAGUUUGGUCUUCAGUGUGCUACAUAUUUAUUUAUUUUUUAUUAGAACUUAAUUCAGGUUCCAGCAUAUGAUAUUGAGUUUCUAUAAAUGGCAUUGAACACUGGACUGUUGUUGGAUCUAUAAUGUAUGGUAUAUAAUAUUGAGGGAAAAUAGAAGGGAUGAAACUGACACGUAUGAAACACAUAUUCUUUUAUUUUGAUACACCAAAAUCAAUGUUGUUUAUACUGUUUUGUGUCACAUAAUAAUACGAAUCACGGACAAGUUUUUUUCAUAUGUCUGUUUAAAAAUAUAAUACCCCAGAUUUAAAAUGGAUCAACUGAUCAGAAAUUACAUGCUGUUUCAUUUUCUAGCUCGACUGGCCAAAGGCCAGAAGAGCUUAUGCGAUGGUUAUGUGUACGUAGUAUGUGCGUCCGUGCUUCAGUGCAUCCUAGCAUCUGUAAACAAUUGCUUGAGAACACGAUACAGUCUUCAGUUUUGAUUUUAUCUCGAUAAAACUUGUACAGUAUUUAGAUAUCCAUCAGAGCUUGGUUCCUUUCGAAAACCAGCCAGAUCCACUCAUGCAUGCCUAGAUUAUGGGCCUUGAAAGUUUUAAAGACUUGCUUUUUUUAGCUAACCUAUUUUUAGCCAAGUUUGCAUGACCGAAUUAGUCUAUUUUAGCCAAGUUUACAUGAAAAGUCAAGUCUAGGAUGAAAGGGAGACAACUUGCUAUUUUGGUUCUGCAGUUGAUUUUGUGAAUUACUUUGCCUUGAUCUUGUUGAAAGGCAAAAGGCCAUUUUUUAGCUCUAUUGGCCAAAGUGUCUGUAGUUCUUGCAUUCAUCUAAACAAAAUUGGUUGUGAAUGUUUGUUUAAAUUAUGCCCCCGGGGUCAUUACUGGCCACGUCCCAGGGUUCACAGGUUUGGUAAACUUCAAUUGGGAAAUGUUUUAAAAUCUUUUUGUGUGUUCACGCAUCCAUGUAGGAACAAUUGCUUGUGAAUGUUUGUUCAAAUUAUGCCCCUGGGGUCAUUACUGGCCAUCCCCCGGGGCAUACAGGUUUGGUAUACUUAAAUUGGGAAUGUUUGAAAAUCUUUUUGUCUGAACCAGCUAUGCAGACACUUGCUAUUUUAAAUAAAGCAUAAUUUAGUGGUCUGCUACCAUAGUUGUUCAGAUUAUGCCCCUUGGGUCAAAACUGGCACUGCCCCGGGGGUCACAAGUUUCCUAGAGACUUAUUUAAGAAAUAUUUUCAAAAUCUUCUUGUUUCAAACCACAAGGCUCAUACCUUUGAUAUUUGUUGUGGAGCAUCAUAUUAUGACCGUCUAGCAAAACAGUUGAAAUUAUGCCCCUGGAGCCUAAGCUGGCCCCACCCCUGUUGAGCUUCUUUUUUUAUUUUUAAAGCUACAGCAAUGAUAUUUGGACCAUGUGUACAGUUUUGCAAACGAGCAUCAAUGUUGCCCUCGGAUGACCUUGACUUUGACCUUUUGACUAACUUUUUUUAUUUUUAAAGCUACAGAAAUGAAAUUUUGACCAUGAGUACAGUUUUGAAAGCAAUUUUGUUUUUGUCAGAUGACCUUCAAUGGCACAUAUUAAAAUAGUUCAUGCAACUAAUCUGCUUUCAGCACUUUCUGUCCUCAGAUGUUGAACGUGCAAUGUUUUCAGGUAACCCAAACACAAAACGUGAACUAUAUGUUUGUUGCCAUUUACCCAUACAUACAUGCUCUGGAUUGAAAAAUGACCACAAGAGCCAUGCCAGUAGAGCAUAGGCCCUUAUUGGCCUCCUGUUUAAUGUCUACAUGAAAGUUUAUUUUUAAGAAAAUGAUUUUUACAUAUUGAUUGUUGACUAUUAAGAUGGCUUAUUAUGGGUUUUGCAUUCUUCUUCUGCUUUUAUUUUUUGCAUUUUUUGAAGCAAUAAAGAUGAAGUUUUGUCAGAGCUUUGGUGUCAACAUUGUCAGCACCAGCGUUGUGCACAAACUUGAAACUCGGGCCAUAUUUCCAAAUCCGAUGAAAAGAAAAAAAUGAAACUUGAUACUCACUUAAACAUAGCGAUUAGCAUAAUUGCGUCUAGAAACUAACAUAAUUUUGGCGAACACUUUCCUUCAUGUGGCCACAUCAGUUGUCCCUAGUUUCUUCCCUUGUUUUAUAACUUCAGAGAGGCUAUGCAUAGUGGCGUUAAAAGACUUAUCUAUGAAGGAAAGGGUUAAAGGGUCUCCCACACAUAUUUGAUGUGGUAGGUGCUCAUUUAAACAAAGUUCUGUAAAUGCAUGAGUUUAAAAUAAUUCUAUAUUCAACUGUGUUACUUACACUUUUCAUCAAAAUAGAACUUUUUCUGUUAAAUUUCUAGAAACUAUUAACACUUGAGAUCAUUUUUUAAAUUAAACUCAUGUUUUAUCAUUGUAACAAGCAUUUUAUUAACAUUUCUUUCAAUUUUAUUUAUUUAAUGUAUCCACUUGAGUAAUGGUAUCCACUUGAGUGUUGGUAUCCACUUGAGUAAUGGUAUCCACUUGAGUGUUGGUAUUCACUUGAGUAUUGGUAUCCACUUGAGUGUUGGUAUCCACUUGAGUGUUGGUAUCCACUUGAGUGUUGGUAUCCACUUGAGUAUUGGUAUCCACUUGAGUGUUGGUAUCAACUUGAGUGUUGGUAUUCACUCGAGUGUUGUUAUCCACUUGAGUUGCUCUUGUUGGGUUUUAUAUUCUUGCUCGGAGUUAGGCUGCAAACAAACUUCUUUGUGCUAUUAUUUUGAUUUUUUAGAAAUUUGUUACAAUGGUUUUCCUUUUGACACGAAGUAAGAGUUAUUGUUAUUUGAAUAAUAUUGAAUGGUUUUAUAAUAAAACAUUUUGUACACUA
Molecule: messenger RNA, 10229 nt
Organism: Mya arenaria
Lineage: Eukaryota; Metazoa; Mollusca; Bivalvia; Myida; Myidae
Product: inositol-tetrakisphosphate 1-kinase-like
Exons: 10
Coding region: 123-1397 (424 amino acids)
Biological process (GO): inositol trisphosphate metabolic process
Cellular component (GO): cytoplasm
Molecular function (GO): magnesium ion binding; inositol-1,3,4-trisphosphate 6-kinase activity; inositol-1,3,4-trisphosphate 5-kinase activity
Source: RefSeq, a predicted model, not a curated record